Eptesicus fuscus (big brown bat) is the source of this 2534-nucleotide messenger RNA. It is a transcript of the gene FUBP1, whose product is annotated as far upstream element binding protein 1. Gene Ontology annotation, molecular function: mRNA binding. Gene Ontology annotation, biological process: regulation of DNA-templated transcription. The record is from RefSeq and is a predicted model, not a curated record. Gene Ontology annotation, cellular component: cytoplasm; nucleus. Bases 95 to 2209 code for a protein of 704 amino acids. The transcript is spliced from 23 exons. NCBI's taxonomy places the organism in Eukaryota, Metazoa, Chordata, Mammalia, Chiroptera, Vespertilionidae.
AUAGAGGCUCCGCGGCCGCCAUUUUCUUUCUUUCUUAGCAGUUGGCUGGGAGAAGGUCUCUGUGAAGAGCGGUAGCGGCCACAGUAGGGUAGAGAUGGCAGACUAUUCAACAGUCCCUCCACCCUCCUCUGGCUCAGCUGGCGGUGGAGGCGGCGGCGGCGGCGGCGGAGGUGUUAACGAUGCUUUCAAAGAUGCGCUGCAGAGAGCCCGGCAGGUAAGCCGGGGCCGCGCGGCGGGAUCCCGACGGCUCACGAUUGCAGCGAAAAUUGGAGGUGAUGCUGGUACAUCACUGAAUUCAAAUGACUAUGGUUAUGGGGGACAAAAAAGACCUUUGGAAGAUGGAGAUGGCUCUUGGACAAGUCCGAGCAGUACAACACACUGGGAGGGAAUGCCCUCUCCUUUUAAAGAUCAACCAGAUGCUAAGAAAGUUGCUCCUCAAAAUGACUCUUUUGGGACGCAGUUACCACCGAUGCAUCAGCAGCAAAGCAGGUCUGUAAUGACUGAAGAAUACAAAGUUCCAGAUGGAAUGGUUGGAUUUAUUAUUGGCAGAGGAGGUGAACAAAUCUCACGUAUACAGCAGGAAUCUGGAUGCAAAAUACAGAUUGCUCCUGACAGUGGUGGCCUUCCAGAAAGGUCUUGUAUGUUAACUGGAACACCUGAGUCUGUCCAGUCAGCAAAGCGAUUACUGGACCAGAUUGUUGAAAAAGGAAGACCAGCCCCUGGCUUCCAUCAUGGCGAUGGACCAGGAAAUGCAGUUCAAGAAAUAAUGAUUCCAGCUAGCAAAGCAGGAUUAGUUAUUGGAAAGGGGGGAGAGACAAUUAAACAACUUCAGGAACGGGCUGGAGUUAAAAUGGUUAUGAUUCAAGAUGGACCUCAGAAUACUGGUGCUGACAAACCUCUUAGGAUUACCGGAGAUCCAUACAAAGUUCAACAAGCCAAGGAAAUGGUGUUAGAGUUAAUUCGUGAUCAAGGUGGUUUCAGAGAAGUUCGAAAUGAGUAUGGGUCAAGAAUUGGAGGAAAUGAAGGGAUAGAUGUCCCCAUUCCAAGAUUUGCUGUUGGCAUUGUAAUAGGAAGAAAUGGAGAAAUGAUUAAAAAAAUACAAAAUGAUGCUGGUGUUCGAAUUCAAUUUAAGCCAGAUGAUGGAACAACACCUGACAGGAUAGCACAAAUAACAGGACCUCCAGACCGAUGUCAACAUGCUGCAGAAAUUAUUACAGACCUUCUUAGAAGUGUUCAGGCUGGUAAUCCUGGUGGACCUGGACCUGGUGGUCGAGGGAGAGGUAGAGGUCAAGGCAACUGGAACAUGGGACCACCUGGUGGACUACAGGAAUUUAAUUUCAUUGUACCAACUGGGAAAACUGGAUUAAUAAUAGGAAAAGGAGGUGAAACCAUAAAAAGCAUAAGCCAACAGUCUGGUGCAAGAAUAGAACUUCAGAGAAAUCCUCCACCUAAUGCAGAUCCUAAUAUGAAGUUAUUUACAAUUCGUGGCACUCCACAGCAAAUAGACUAUGCUCGGCAACUCAUAGAAGAAAAGAUUGGUGGCCCAGUAAAUCCUUUAGGGCCACCUGUACCCCAUGGGCCCCAUGGUGUCCCAGGGCCCCAUGGGCCUCCUGGGCCUCCUGGGCCUGGAGCUCCAAUGGGACCAUACAACCCUGCACCUUAUAAUCCGGGACCACCUGGCCCUGCUCCUCAUGGUCCUCCAGCUCCUUAUGCUCCCCAGGGAUGGGGAAAUGCAUAUCCACACUGGCAGCAACAGGCCCCUCCCGAUCCAGCUAAAGCAGGAACCGAUCCAAAUUCAGCAGCUUGGGCUGCGUAUUAUGCUCACUAUUACCAACAGCAAGCACAGCCACCACCUGCAGCUCCCACUGGUGCACCAACUACAGCCCAAACCAAUGGACAAGGUAACUAUGGUGAUCAACAGAAUCCAGCUCCAGCUGGACAGGUUGAUUAUACCAAGGCUUGGGAAGAGUACUACAAGAAAAUGGGUCAAGCAGUUCCUGCUCCUACUGGUGCUCCACCAGGUGGUCAGCCAGAUUACAGUGCAGCCUGGGCUGAAUACUAUAGACAACAAGCAGCCUACUAUGCCCAGACAAGUCCCCAGGGAAUGCCACAGCAUCCUCCAGCACCUCAGUGCCUUCCCAGACCUUCCACCUUAGGUUCUGCUGCAAAAAGCAACAGUGCUGAAGAUGCUGCAAGCACCAAAUCAUAGCUCAUAAAAUCAGGUCCUGAGAUAGUUACCCAUAAAGAGGAAUCCUUUGAGUGUAUGCCAUUGGUGAGCCGAUGAGCAUGGACCAUAGAAGGGCUCAAUGUAGAAGAAACUACCCGUGUGUAAAAAGAAGAUUGGCUUAAAAUGGCUACUGUGAUGGGAACAGUGUCUUAGGGAGAUGCAGCUUGGACUGGAGGUAAAUUGAAUACUUUACAAACUGUGGUUUAGAGUUUGCUUUAAUGACAUUGUAUGUAAAAGGACACAUGAUUGCUGUAAUUUUGUAUUAUGGUUUCCUCAAUAAAAAAAAAUAAAUGUACAUUGAUGAAUA